This is a messenger RNA of Sceloporus undulatus (fence lizard), 1613 nucleotides long. Its product is annotated as putative GPI-anchored protein pfl2. The transcript is spliced from 2 exons. The coding region runs from base 94 to 774 and encodes 226 amino acids. Lineage: Eukaryota; Metazoa; Chordata; Lepidosauria; Squamata; Phrynosomatidae. The record is from RefSeq and is a predicted model, not a curated record.
CCAAAAGUCUGGGAAGCUGGAUAAGCUAAGGAGCUGCAUUUGAUCUCUCAAGACAAGGAACCAAGGCAGGGGGAAAAAAGAGUCAGGUUCAUAAUGCAGUUCAACCCCUACGCCAUCUUUGGUCUACUACUUAGCUUGCUUUUAUCCACUCCCCUCCAAAGCAAACACACCACGAAGAUGAUAUCUUCUGCUCCAGGUUCUGUCAUUAAUACCACCAUGCCAUUGGACAUCAACCGUACCAUAUCUACUCCUGGCCUGGUCAGCACAGCCACCACACAACCGGCCUAUGAGAGCACCGCAAAUACAACAGGGCAUGUUGGAAAGUCUACUGUAACCCUGGCCAUCAAUGCUACAACCACAGCAAGCGCUGUCAACAAUGCCACUGCAUCACCGGCUCGCAACACCACUGCACUGUUGGUCAACAACAGCACCACAUCUACUGCUGGCACCAUCACACCUCCAGCCAAGAAUGUUACGGCAUCACCAGCCAACAACAGCACUAUACCGCUAAAAAGCGAAACCACCACAUCGACUUCUAGUCCGAUGAACACCACCACUACAUUACCGGUCAGCAAAGCCACAAUACCAUCCAGCCCAGGCAUGAACGGCACCAGGUCUACUCCUCGCUUAACCAGUAACACUACAAGCACUACUACUAGAACGCCCAAUGCUGGUGUGUCCGUUGCUAAAACCACCGGGAACAGAAGCAUUGCAAGAUCAGUACCUUCAUUUGUUGCACUCACAUUACUUGUCAUGGCAGUGCUUUGCUCAUAAGAAAACAUUUCCCCAUUGCACACUGCCAUUCUCUUUCCUCUUCACUGCUGACCAACCCCCAUUAUUUCUUUGAUAAGCUCUACUGUAUUGUUGCAAUAACUUACCAAGAUGCCAGUCUUUAAGAGAACAAUCACCUGAAUUCACAUCCAAAUCAGAAUUCAAAUGAUCAUCAUAUCCAAAUCCAGACAUUAGACUCGUCAUAUAAGAAUGGAGAAGAUGGGUUGUUUGAAUAGACGAACAGCAGCUCACCUACAGCCACAGUUUUCAAUAUAUCGAAUGGUCCUUUCAUAAAGAGAUACUAGCAAAUGGUCCCUUAUUCCUAGAUGGGGUAGGACAAUGUCCACUAGCUUAAACUAUUUUUGAUACUAAUGGCUAUGUCUUAAAACCUGUGAAAGUUGUUGUUGUUACAUCUCCCAGAAUCCCACAACAAAAAAGUCCCCAGCCUUGCAGUCUCUGGACUCUGGGAGAUGUAGUACCAAAAAGUAUCACUGCCAUGUUUGGUCAAAGCUGGCUCGGGCAUCACAAUACUUCGUUGCUGUUGUGCGCUUUCAAGGUUGCUUCCAAUUUAUGGCAACCAUAGGGUUUUCUUGGGAUUUGCUCAGAGGAGGUUUCCCAAUGCCUUCCUCUGAAGCUAAGAGAGUGUGACUUGCAUAAGGUCACCUCCGCCAAAAAAGACAAGAGCAAAGAUCCAGACUGCCCUCGAUAACUGGAGACCGAAGCUGUCUAUAUAUGAGCAAUUAGUCUUUUUAAGCUUACAUGUGCUACUUGGGGAGUAGAGGGAAUGGAGUCAUAUUUAAAAUCACACCUAAAGGCCUGUUACAGACAGCCAAAAUAAAGCC